UUAUCCUUUCUGCCACGUAGACGUCAUUCAGGCAACGGGUAUGAAGUUCUGGUUAUACUCGAGCGCCAGCCUAGCGGCCUGCGUGGGGCUGCUCUGGUACACGUACGUGACGCGGCAGCAGUUCUACCCGUCGGUAAUCUACCUCGUGACCUCCAAAGUCAGCGUAUUGGUGCUGGGCAACGCCGGCCUCGUGCUCACGACGCUCUUCGGGCGGUUGCUCAAGUCAUUUUUCCUUGGAACGCUUCGUGAUGCGGAAGUUGAGUUGCUGCACGAGAAUGUGCGCUACGCAGUGACGGAGACGUGUCUGGCGCUCACGAUCUUCCGCGAUGAGAUUUCAUUCCACGUCAUGGUAUUAUUCACGGCGCUUGUGUUCCUCAAGAUCUUCCACUGGCUGUCGCAGUCCAGAAUCGAGUUUAUCGAGCAAACGGACGUGAUCUCCAGACUCACCCACGUGCGUCUCGUGGGGCUCAUGGCCAUGCUCGCAGCUGUGGACACUGGAUUCGUGGUGUGGUGCUCACUGAAGGUCAUGGAGAUCGGCCCGUCAGUCUUUAUCCUCUUUGGAUUCGAGUUUUUGAUCCUACUAGUGACCAUUGUGGCCACGUUCCUCCGCUAUGUACUAUACGUGGUGGACUCUCGAAUGGAUGGCGCAUGGACCAACAAGUUCACGUACUUAUUCUACCUGGAACUUGUGUCUGAAGUUACCAAACUCGUCGUCUACUUGGUCUUCUUCAUGCUGAUCUUCACGUACUACGGCAUGCCUCUGCACAUUGUGCGUGACCUGUGGAUCUCCAUCAAGAACUUGCAGCGACGGAUUGCUUCGUACUUCCGCUAUAGGAAAAUCACAGCUCAUCUGAACGAGCGCUUCCCGAACCCAACGGAGGAGGAACUACAGGAGACGGACAGGACGUGUAUUAUCUGUCGUGAAGAAAUGACCCCCGACGCCUGCAAGAAGCUGCCGUGUUCACACAUCUUCCACGUCGACUGCCUGAAAAUGUGGGUUCAGCGCCAGCAGACGUGCCCUACGUGUCGCUCUACUAUCCCAACGGGACCACGUCGUCCUACCGUCCCCGAGAACGCGGCAGCUCGUGCCGUACGACCUGAGAACAACGCACCUCAAGCACCGGCACCAGCACCAGCACCGGCUGAUGCUCAGCCACGACCGGCGCCGGCCGCUCCGCGUUUCCGCUUCGGAGUUGCCAUGGGACGAGUGGCUCCUCCAGCUACUCAACCCGCUGCCUCUGCUGCACAAGCAACGCCUCCUACUGGGGGAGUUCCUGCGCCCGGUCACCCGUAUGCUCCGGGUUAUCCGAAUCCGUACAUGUCGCCAAUGAUGUUUGCUCCUGGAAUGGGCGCUCCGUUCGGCUUCGGGAUGCCUGGUGCGUACGGCAUGAUGCCUCCGUUUGGCAUGCCGAUGGGCCACAUGCCGGCUCAGCAACAAGGAAUGCAGCAGCCAGCCAUGGACCCGGAGAGUAUUCAACGCCAAAUUGAUCUCCUACAUGCUCAGUUGGCGGUACUACAGGCAUCCGCGGCACAGUUUGGAGGCCUGCAGCAAGCUCAUAUUGUACCGCAGCCACCUGCUUCAAUGCCAGCACAGACACAGACUAACGUUGCAGCUCAAACUGCGCCAGCUGCGCCUCUAUCUGCUCCAGCCGCAGCUACGACGACAUCUGCACCUGCAGAUGCCAGUGCAGUAUCGGAGGACCUAGAAGACAAACGUCCGAUCCCGUCGACUACUGCUAGUGAGCCCGCGGCUUCCCUUCCUGUCGAGUCAACGAUUCCACCGGCACCACAGACUGAGGCGGAGCGCCGCCGGGAGGAAUUACGUCAGCGUUACGCCCGCAUUUACGGUAGCUCGUCGACGGACAAUGAAGAGAAGAGCGAUUGACCUGGUUAAUAUAACACCUGAAACUCCAAAUACAGUUUGAGCAUCUACUGAAGACGCUGCCGAUUGAUAGAUCCCGGCUACUCUUGAGACUCGAGUCAACAUAGUACGCUCCACUGAUUGCUCGGGUUAGCAAGCUUCAGGGCGAGGUGAAUGAAGAUCUCAUGCUGGCUGCUGUCACUGAUCGAGCUGACGACAGGAAUGCGUCUAGACCUAAAGCGUGCUCUGAACAGCCUUCGUCUCGCUUAUCAUGCAGUUACCGAAUUACUUCAAGAUGUCCUCUUGGGCCGCGUACCUCAUCGCGGCAGCCGUAUAGCCUUCUGUUCUGCUCUCGUGGAAUCACUUGACUACUUGCAAGUCACUCCAUUCCAACCACAGACUCCUUUGCAUCCGCUG
Messenger RNA from Phytophthora nicotianae INRA-310, 2278 nucleotides. RefSeq lists its product as hypothetical. NCBI's taxonomy places the organism in Eukaryota, Oomycota, Peronosporomycetes, Peronosporales, Peronosporaceae. The transcript has 5 exons. The coding region runs from base 41 to 1885 and encodes 614 amino acids. The record is from RefSeq and is a predicted model, not a curated record.